AUGUCCGAGGUUUACUAUGUACAUAACUUGACAAGUAAUUUGCUAAGUGUUGGUCACUUGAUGAGGAAAGAUUUCAACAUGUUUUUCGACGACUUCACUUGCCUUUUGAAAAAGAAGGAUCAACACAUUGCAAAUAUCGAUAUGAUCGGAAAUAAUAAUUUUUCGAUCAAACUUGAUAAUUUUGAAGCCUCUUCCCAUUUAACUGUAAAUGAGGAUGUUUCAAAGUUGUGGCAUGAUCGGUUCGGGCAUCUUAAUUUCCAAAGUUUGAAGGAGUUAUCAAUCAAGGAAAUUGUUCAAGGAUUCCAAACAUUAAAGCCACGGACGAAAUUUGUGAAGAAUGCCAAUUGGGGAAGUAACACCGAGAGUUGUCCGUUUGAGUACACUCUUUACAUCAAAAGAAAUUCUAACAGCGGUUUUAUGGUGGUGAGUCUUUAUGUUGAUGAUUUAAUCUUCACGGGUGAUGAUUUUGAUAUGUUGACGGAAUUCAAUGCUUCUAUGAAGAAUGAUGAUCUUGGUGGAAGUGUGGAUGAUUCUAAAAGUACUUUCGGUUAUGUAUUUAAUCUUGGAAGUGGAGCAAUUUCAUGGAGUUCGAAAAAACAACCAAUCGUUGCCCUUUCUACAACCGAAGCGGAGUACAUCGCGACUUCUUCCGUCGGAUGUCAAGUCAUGUGGUUGAGAGGAAUUCUCGAAACCUUGAGUUUCAAGCAAGAUGGGCCUCCAAUUCUUUUUUGUGAUAAUAACUCGGCUAUUUCUAUCUUGAAAGAUCCAAUUCUUCAUGGAAGAACAAAGCACAUUCGACUUCGUUUCCAUUUCUUAAGGGAACAUGUUCAUGAUGGUGAACUCAAUCUUGAGUAUUGCAAAAGUGAAGAACAACUUGCGGAUAUUUUCACUAAGCCACUUGGAAGUCCCGUUUUCUCGAAAAUUUUGAAG
Molecule: messenger RNA, 930 nt
Organism: Erythranthe guttata (spotted monkey flower)
Lineage: Eukaryota; Viridiplantae; Streptophyta; Magnoliopsida; Lamiales; Phrymaceae
Source: RefSeq, a predicted model, not a curated record